AGCCGAAAAGCACCGGUACUUUACAACCGUCGGAAGUUUCGUACCCAUUUAUCAGCGUCUUUCAGCAUGUUGCUUGUCCUUUUCUUGUCCGAGAAAGAAAGGAAGAACAAGACAAGGGCGUUUCCGGAACUUCAAAAAAACAAACACUGGGGAAACUACUCCAGAGCUUACCCACCAAAGCACCAAUAGAAUUCGCAAGCACAACAACAACAAAAAAAAAAAAAAUCAGUCUCAAAAUCCGUCACUUUCUACCAGUAUUAUACAAUUAUACACAGUCAAAGGGGAUCGUAUAAUUCAGUUUUAUUCCAGUAAAUACGAGCAUCUUCUUUUACUUAGCUGAAUCACCCAAUUCGAUCUCUGAUCAUUAUUUAGUAUUGUUCAGUUUCGCUUUCAAUUUCUUCCAUAGUUUGAACAGUUUACAGGGAGAUCUUCUUCCUCUUCUUCUUUUUCUCCGCUAAAGAUUAGAUUUUAAAAAAAAAAGUAAUUAUCGAAGAAGAAAAAUGCUAGUUUCUGCGCUUUUGACGUCGGUGGGAAUAAACUCGGGGCUGUGUAUUUUGUUCUUCGGUUUGUACUCAAUAUUGAGGAAACAGCCUCUGAAUAACGAAGUUUAUUUGCCUCGUUUGUUGGCGGAGGGGAAAUCCCAACGGACAAGCCGUUUCAACCUCGAAAGGCUGAUUCCUUCCACCGGUUGGCUCAAAAACGCUUGGAGCCUCUCCGAAGAUGACCUCUUGGCCUCCUCCGGCUUGGACGCUGUCGUCUUCAUGCGCGUUAUAACUUUCAGUUUAAAAGUAUUCGUGUUUGCCGGGAUUAUCGGGAUCUUUGUUCUUCUUCCAGUGAACUGCUCUGGAGAUAAGCUUGACAAUAUUGACUUAGAUAAUUUGUCAAAUAACUCGUUGGACGUGUUUACAAUUUCAAAUGUAAACAAGGGUUCGAAAAGCCUGUGGAUUCACUUUUCUGCUGUUUAUGUCGUCACAAUUUUUGUCUGCUACCUACUUUAUUAUGAGUAUAGUUAUAUUUCUUCAAAAAGAUUGGCUUAUUUCCAUUCAUCGAAACCCCAACCGCAUCAGUUCACGAUCUUAGUUCGCAGUAUCCCUGUUUCCAGUGGGAGCAGUGUCAGUGACAGUGUUGACAGCUUCUUUAAAGAGUAUCACCCUUUAACAUAUCUGUCACAUAUUGUUGUUCAUCGAACAAACAAACUUCGACUUCUCAUCAAAAAUGCCAAGAGAUUGUCAAAAAGAAUCCUUCAUUCACGGUCCGAUCCCAGUCAUCGGAAAUAUCAUCGAAGCUGCUGUUUUGGAUUGUGUGGCCGCAAGGUUGAUCUUGUGGACCAUUAUGGAAAGAGGCUAGAAGAUAUAGAGGAAAAUGUGAGAAUGGAGCAGUCAGGGGUUUCAUUCACAGGACAAACGGAGUAUCAUUCUACAAAAUGGAGCCAAGAGAAACUCGAAGUUCGUGCUGCAUUUGUGUCAUUCAAGUCUCGUUAUGGUGCUGCUGUGGCUUUUCACUUGCGACAAUCAAACAAUCCCACACACUGGACCGCAGAAGAAGCUCCCGAGCCGCAUGAUGUUUACUGGCCUUUCUUUUCUUCAUCAUUCAUGCAAAGAUGGAUAUCGAAGCUGGUGGUCAUUGUUGCAUGUAUUCUUCUUACAAUCUUAUUCCUCAUUCCUGUUCUCCUUGUGCAAGGUCUUGCUAAUCUGAAUCAGUUGGAAAUUUGGUUUCCCUUCCUCAAAAGCAUUCUAACUAUAACUUUCGUUAGUCAAGUUAUCACAGGAUACCUUCCCAAUCUCAUUCUUCUGUUAUUUCUGAAAUCGGUGCCCCCAAUCAUGGAAUUCCUUUCAUCUAUUCAAGGAUAUAUUUCCCACAGUGACAUAGAAAAGAGCGCAUGUGAUAAAGUACUUUGGUUCACGAUAUGGAACAUAUUUUUUGCUACUAUAUUUUCUGGUUCAGCUUUAUCUCAGCUCGACGUCUUCCUUGAGCCAAAGAAUAUAACUUCAAAGCUAGCUGUUGCUGUCCCUGCACAGGCAUCGUUUUUCAUUGCAUAUGUUGUCACGUCAGGAUGGACAAGCACUUCGUCAGAACUGUUUCGUGUAAUUCCUCUGUUUUGCAGUCUGAUAAAGAGACCUUUUACUGGGGAUCCAGAUGAUGAUCUUGAAGUUCCAGCUUUUGAUUACCACAAGGACAUUCCAAGAAUUCUUUUCUUUGUACUCCUUGGAAUCACAUACUUUUUCUUAGCUCCACUUAUUCUGCCCUUCCUCUUGGUGUACUUCUGUCUUGGAUACAUCGUCUUCCGUAAUCAGUUCAUUAAUGUCUAUGCGCCAAGGUACGAAACUGCAGGGAAGUUUUGGCCUAUUGUGCACAAUUCAACGAUAUUUUCUUUGGUGCUCAUGCACGCCAUUGCAGUGGGAAUCUUCACAUUGAAGAAGCUCUCUCUAGCUUCAUCUUUAGUCAUUCCUCUUCCAAUCCUCACUCUUCUAUUCAACGAGUACUGCCGAAAACGCUUCCUGCCUAUUUUCGUUGGUUACUCUGCUGAGAGUUUGAUCAAAAGGGAUAGGCAGGAUGAGAGUGACCCUGCAAUGCCUGAAUUCUUUGAGAAAUUAGUCACUGCCUAUCAGGACCCAGCUUUGAUGCCGAUUCCUUACUUUUCUGACACUAAUAGCAUUACCACUCCCCUUAUCAACAACAACAAUCGAGUUUGAGAUUUCUGUUUUCUUUCCCUUUAUGUCCUUGUUUUAAAUAGGCAGUUACGCAUAUUUUUUGUAUGCAAUAGUUGAUUAUUUCCAUGCGCAGAAUAUAGAGUUGCGAGGGAAAAACAGUGAAUGUGCUCUUUUUCAGUGUGUCCUUGUAACUUCAACCUGUGCUGUGUAUAAAUGUGUGAAAGGUUCCCCAUGUAUGUUUUUUCUUAAGCAAUAGAUCUGUCCUAUUUUGUUUC
Messenger RNA from Morus notabilis, 2926 nucleotides. Its product is annotated as CSC1-like protein At1g69450. The record is from RefSeq and is a predicted model, not a curated record. Gene Ontology annotation, cellular component: plasma membrane. The transcript has 11 exons. NCBI's taxonomy places the organism in Eukaryota, Viridiplantae, Streptophyta, Magnoliopsida, Rosales, Moraceae. Gene Ontology annotation, molecular function: calcium-activated cation channel activity. The coding region runs from base 501 to 2693 and encodes 730 amino acids.